Molecule: messenger RNA, 1320 nt
Organism: Cynara cardunculus var. scolymus (artichoke)
Lineage: Eukaryota; Viridiplantae; Streptophyta; Magnoliopsida; Asterales; Asteraceae
Product: 4-hydroxyphenylpyruvate dioxygenase-like
Exons: 2
Coding region: 1-1320 (439 amino acids)
Biological process (GO): L-tyrosine catabolic process
Molecular function (GO): 4-hydroxyphenylpyruvate dioxygenase activity
Source: RefSeq, a predicted model, not a curated record
AUGGGGAAAGAAGAUGAGCUCGUUAAUGGCAGUGGAGUCGCCGGAAAACAAGAUAGAUCGCCGGCGUUAGAUUUCAAGCCAGUUAAUUACAAUAAUUUUAACCGAACCAAUCCCAUGUCUGACUUGUUCUCCGUCCGAAGGUUCCACCACGUCGAGUUCUGGUGCUCCGACGCCACCAACACCUCCCGCAGGUUCUCAUGGGCUCUCGGCAUGCCCAUUGUCGCCAAAUCCGAUAUAUCCACCGGAAACACAACCCAUGCAUCUUACCUCCUCCGUUCCAGUCAACUCCUCUUUCUCAUCACCGCCCCUUACUCCGCCACCAUCUCCACCGUCGACACCAAUACAGCCUCCAUACCAACCUUCUCCCAUGCUGCUUGCCGCGCCUUCAUCGCCGCCCACGGACUCGCCGUCCGCUCAGUCGCCAUUGAGGUCGACGACGCCGAGCUUGCCUACUCCAUCAGUGUCUACAAUGGCGCCAAAUCCUCCUCACCUCCGAUCACCUUGGGUGAACAGGAAAAUGCCGGCGUACUUGCCGAGGUCCAAGUUUACAACGAUGCCGUUUUACGAUACAUUAGUUUCACAAAACCUACCAUCGACAUCACAUCCACUUUCUUACCUGGAUUCGAACCAAUCGAAUCGAGUUCGUCGUUUCCCGGCCAAGACUACGGCCUCCGCCGCCUUGACCACGCCUUCGGCAACGUCCCAGAACUGGCUUCCGCCGUCAACUACAUCAAAUCAUUCACCGGAUUCCACAAAUUCGCCGAAUUCAGGGCCGAAGACGUCGGGACAAUCGAGAGCGGGUUGAAUUCGAUGGCCCUCGCCUGCAAUAACGAGACGGUUAUCCUCGGAUUCUGUGAGCCGAUAUACGGCACACGGCGGAGGAGUCAGAUACAGACGUACCUUGAGCACAACGAAGGGCCUGGAUUUCAGCAUUUGGCACUGGAGAGUGAAGAUAUAUUUUGGACUUUGAGAGAGAUGAAGCAACGGAGCGGGUUCGGUGGGUUAGAGUUCAUGCCGCCACCGCCGCCGACUUACUACCGGAAUUUGAAGAAGAGGAUCGGAGAUGCUCUGAGUGAUGAUCAGAUGAAGGCGUGUGAGGAGUUGGGGAUUUUGGUGGAUAGAACUGAUGAGGACACCUUGCUUCAAAUUUUCACCAAGCCCUUGGGCGACCGGCCAACCAUAUUUAUAGAGAUAAUUCAGAGGAAAGGGUGCAUGAUCGAGAACAAUAAGCAAAAGCCAGGAUGUGGAGGAUUCGGUGAAGGAAACAUUUCAGAGCUCUUCAAAUGCGUCGAGGAAUAUGAGAAGACAUUCAAAGAAUGA